AUGGCCACAUCCUCAAAGGUUAUUGAGUUCUGUAAUGCAGAGUGGAUGUUUUCCACUUCUGUGAUCCUCUCGUGGGCACCAGCAGGGUCUAAUAUAGCAGACAGAUGUAUGGCCGCCAUUUUGCAAGUCCAUGAUGCUCUUUUUGCUUCUAUGGUCCACUGCAGGCAGGGCUCAAAACACACAGAAAUCCAUAGAUCAGUGAGAAAUGAAGCAUCAGAGGGAAACACAGGAACAUUUUUCACAAAUGUAGAAUUUUCUUCUGAUGGAUUUAAAAUCGAAAGCCAUAGUCUUAUGCCAGGUAAACAAGAUGAGAAAACUAGCAGUUCAUUUUACAUGCUCUUUAAUGAGAUGGAAGAUUCAUCAUCAAAAUGGGACUUUCUUAAGCCUUCUCCUUCAAGUACCUUAAGUAAAAGAAAGAAGUGCUCCACAGAUGAUGAAACGGUCAUAAUAACUGUUGGUUUUUUUAACCACUUAACUUAUUUUCUGGCUGCUGGUGCUGUUACUUUGGGAAUUGGUUUCUUUGCUUUGGCAUCAGCUUUGUGGUUCCUGAUUUGCAAACGAAGAGAAAUAUUUCAAAAUUCCAAAUUUAAAGCAACUGAUGAGAGAUGCAGGCAAAGAUCAUUAAAGGGAAAGAUUAAAAAUCAUUCUCAGUGUAUCUUUAUUUCUCGAAAUUUUCAUACUGGAGGAUUCCAAUCACAGGAGGAGCAAAGAAAAAAGGAAACAGCACAUAUAAAAGUAAUAAAAGAUCACUCUAAAGAUGAAUUCUGCCUUGCAACAAAAAAGGUCAUUUGUGACCCCUCAGAGACUAGCUUGGCAACACAUCCCAGCAGUGUUACCUUAAGCUUAUCAACACUACCAUCUGAUUCUUAUUACAGCCAAAGUAUAGAAGCAGCUGAUGACUGGUUUUCUGAUGAUACUCUAGCAAAAAAGAGCUCUCCAAUUCCUUUUCUCAGGGAACCUCUAAUGGAAAAAGUACUUUCAUACCUGUCAACAAUUUCAUUAGAAGAUUGUACUGAAAAUGUACUGAACAUGACACUUUAUGAUGAUCAGAAAGAUGACAGCAUUAAGGAAAUAUUUUCACGAAGAAAUACAGAGGUUGAAAUACAAAACCUUCAACAUAAUAUUGAAUGA
Leptonychotes weddellii (Weddell seal) is the source of this 1131-nucleotide messenger RNA. NCBI's taxonomy places the organism in Eukaryota, Metazoa, Chordata, Mammalia, Carnivora, Phocidae. The record is from RefSeq and is a predicted model, not a curated record.